CCUUUGUCUGCCCGGACCCGGUGCGCUCCCUCGGCCAUCGGCGGGGCUGGGCGAGCAGCGUCCCGCGGAGCGCCCGGUUCUUCUGGAGGAAGUCUCUGGACCCCUGAGGAUGGAGCAGGAGGAGAAGCCAUCUAGGAAGAAUCUGCUGGACAUGAGGUUCUGUGGGAUGCCUGGCACCCAUGGCACAGGAAAGGGCUGGGAUGGCAUCAAGUGUGAGAUCGUGGUGAAAAUGGAGCCGGAGGAUGAGUCCUGUGCUGGGUGUCCCCAGGGCCUGGGGACUGAGCCUGCCACCAUUUCCAGCAUCUCCAGGGCUGACAUCAAAGUGGAGCCCAUGGUGAAAAGCGAGGAUGAGGCAUUUGGUGCUCACUGCCCCAGCUCCCAGCAGGAGGAUGUGUCUCGGCAGCCCACUGCCUUGCCCACCAUAGCAGCACACUCUCUGCGUGCAGGUGGUUCCAAUCCUGAGGUCAUUGUGAAGGUGGAACCAGAGGAAGAGGUAUCAGACAUCGAGUGUCCCCGAGGAUCGGGUGUCCCAGGAGGUGCCAGCCACUGCAGUGGAGCAGAUGGUGACAGCAAGCAGUGGCCCAAGGAGGAACCAGAGGAGGAAGAGGUGACCCUGCCCUCAGCAGAGCUGGUGAAGAGCCAAGGGGCUGUGUCCUCUGUGGAACCUCUCAGCCCCCAACCCCGCAUCAGCCAGUGGACAGUGUGGCAGGUGCAGGGCACUAUGGCUGAGCUCCAGCACAGCCCGGCAGCACCUGAGUCCCAGGCACUCUGUCUGGAGAAGGUGAUGGUUCCGGUGGCACCAAUGGGCAGCACUGGGCAGAACGCCCUAUCUGCCUGUGGGAAGGGCACCGCCAUGGUCAGAGGCAGCACUGAGCCAUCACAGUGUCCCCGUGGCCAUGCUGCCGAGCGUCCCUUUGUCUGCAGCGAGUGCGGGAAGAGCUUCCAGCACCGGGGGAACCUUGUCACCCACUUGCGGGUGCACACCGGGGAGAAGCCCUUUGCCUGCAGCGAGUGUGGCAAAAGCUUCAGCCAGAAGGGUGACUUAAUGCGGCACCAGCGCAUCCAUACUGGUGAGAAGCCCUUUGAGUGCACUGUCUGUGGCAAGAGCUUCUGCUCCAAGCAGACCUCCAUCCUGCACCAGCGCAUCCACACUGGCGAGAAGCCCUUCUCCUGCACAGAGUGUGGCAAGAGCUUCAACCGCAAGGCUAACUUCACUACCCACCAGAAGAUCCACCGCGGCGAACGGCCCUUCAUCUGCGCCGAGUGCGGCAAGGGCUUCUGCGCCAAGAAGACCUUCAUCCUCCACCAGAAGAUCCACAUUGGUGACAGACCCUUUGGCUGCUCGGAGUGCGGCAAGAGCUUCAGCCGCAACGGUGACCUGACGCGGCACCAGCGCAUCCACACCGGCGAGCGGCCCUUUGCCUGCGGCGACUGUGGCAAGUGCUUCAGCCACAAUGGUGAGCUGAUCAAGCACCAGCGCAUCCACACCGGCGAGAAGCCCUUUGGCUGCACCGAAUGUGGCAAGAGCUUUAACCGCAAAGGUACCCUCAUCACCCACCAGCGCAUCCACACCGGUGAGCGGCCCUUUGCCUGCCCCGAGUGUGGUAAGACCUUCAACCUGAAGACCACGCUGAUGAAGCACAAGCGUAUCCACACCGGCGAGCGUCCCUUCACCUGCCUCGAGUGUGGCAAGAGCUUCAAGUACAAGGGCAACCUCCGGACCCACCACCUCACCCACACGGUGAAGCGGGUCUAUCCCUGCACCGAGUGCGGCAAGGUCUUCAGCCACAAGAAGGAGCUGACGGUGCACCAUGGCGUGCACACCAAGGAGAGGAUCCUCUCCUGUUACCAUGACAAAGAGUCCUUCCCUCCCUUCCUUCCUAUGCACCCACUCCUUGUGUCCUGUGCCCAGCUCCCAGUGCAGUUGGAUGCCUUGGCCAAAAUGAAUGAGGGUGUGCCGAGGCUCCGCAGCGCAGCCUCUGCCCCGAGCAGCUCCGUCCGCGUGGAGGCAGCGAUCAGCGCCAGCAAGGAUGGCGCAGGCAGAGCUGCAGCCUUUAGUCUCCGGGGAGUGCAGCCCGUUCUGGCUCGGGGAGGUCGGCAGGAUGGGCCCCCUGCUUCGUGCAUACGUGGGUACGAUCGCUUGGCGUGGCACAGCGGCUGGCUCCGAGCUGCUCCUGCAUGCGGCCGCUCCGUGCGUGCCCAUCCCUGCCACAUGCCCCCGCCAGGCACCGCUCCGGCACGGCCAGAGCCCUCCGUAAUGCCUGGCGGCCCUCCAGCAGGUCCGGUGCGCACAGGGCCGGAGGCGAUCGGCCGUAAACAGCCGAGAGGCGCCAUCGGCACCCGGCUGGCUGCUGGCGGUGCCGGGAGGCGCUGCAGAGGCAGCGCUCAGGGUCCCUGCUGGCGCCCGCGGGCGCAGAGAGCGCCCCAGAGCGCCGCCUGUGGCCGGCCAAUGGCGUGGGCGCUGCAGGUCCCGUGUCGGGGAGGGCGGUGCCGAGCGGGGCGGAGCCAGCGGCGCUGGGCGGAGCUGUGUCCGGCGCUGGCGGCGCACAGCCGGGAGGGGCGUGGCUGGGGCCGGCAGCGGCUGCAGGCUGCAAUUGCUGUGUGGCAGGUCCCAGUGACCUUCGAGGACGUGGCUGUCUACCUGAGCCGUGCCGAGUGGGAGGCCAUCACCGAGGAGCAGCAGGAGCUCUACCGCAGCGUCAUGCUGGACGUCUAUGAGCUCCUGACAUCCCUGGGCAUUCAAGCAGAGCCCAUGAUGAGAAUCAAGGACAAGGUGCUUGGUGGUCACCACCCCAGCUCCUCACGCGAGGAUGUGUCCCAGCAGCCCACUGCCUGUGAUGCUAUUCCUGAAGUAAUUGUGAAGGUGGUACCAGAAGAAUUGUCAAACAUUGGAUGUCCCAAAGGAUCAGGUGACCCAGAAGGUCCCAGCCACAGUGUUAAAGCAGAUGAUGAGCAGAGGCACAAGGAGGAGGUGACGGAAGCAGUGGCAGAGCUGGUGGAGAAUCAGAGAACAUUGUUGUCAGGGGAUUCCCUCAGCCACCAACCCCAUCAGCCUGAGCCCCUGGGUCUCUGCGUGGAGAAGGUGACAGCUCCAGUGUCCAGCGGUGGGCAGAUGACAAUCUAUGCCUGCACAAAGGGAAUCACCAUGGUCAAACAACUGACACCUCCCAGUGACCACAUGGACAAAGGUCCCUUUGCCUGCAGCGAGUGUGGGAAGCACUUCCCCCUGAAGAGCAAACUGGUACGGCACUCUAACACCCACACCAGUGAGAAGCCCUUUGCCUGCCCAGAGUGUGGCAAGAGCUUCCGCCAGAAAAGCAGCUUGGUCUCCCACCAGCGCAUCCACAGCGGCGAGAAGCCCUUUGUAUGCACAGAGUGCGGCAAGAGGUUCAACCAUAAAGGCAGCCUGGUGUCCCACCAGCGCAUCCACACUGGUGAGGAGCCCUUUGCCUGUACCGAGUGUGGCAAAAGGUACAACCACAAAAGCAACCUGAUCUCCCACCAGCGCAUCCACACCGGUGAGAAACCUUUUGCCUGCACUGAGUGUGGCAAGAGGUUCAAACACAAACUCAGCCUGGUCACUCACCAGCACAUCCACACUGGCAAAGAGCUUUUCACCUGUGCCGAGUGCAGCAAGUCAUUCAUGUACAAAAGCACCCUGGCCUUACACCAGCGCAUCCACACUGGGGAAAAGCCUUUUGCCUGCACCGAGUGUGGCAAGUGCUUCAACCACAAAGGUAGCCUGGUCUCUCACCAUCGCAUCCACACUGGUGAGAAGCCCUUUGCCUGCACUGAGUGUGGCAAGUGCUUCAACCACAAAGGCACCUUGGUCUCUCACCAGCGCAUCCACGAUGGUGGGAAGCCCUUUCCCUGUACCAAGUGUGAUAAGAGCUUCAACCAUAAAGGCAGCCUUGUCUCCCAUCAGUGCAUCCACAUGGGCAAGGAGCCCUUUGCUUGCACUGAGUGUGGCAAGAGGUUCAACCAGAAAAGCAACUUGGUCACCCACCAGCGCAUCCACACUGGGGAAAAGCCCUUUGCCUGUACUGAGUGUGGCAAGAGCUUCAACCACAAAAUCAGCCUGGUCAACCAUCAGCACAUCCACACUGGCGAGAAGCCCUUUGCCUGCAAUGAGUGUGGCAAGAGCUUCAAUCACAAAGUCAGCCUGGUCUACCACCUGCGUGUCCACACUGGUGAGAAGCCUUUUGCCUGCACUGAGUGUGGCAAGAGCUUCAAUGACAAACGCACCCUGGUCAAACACCAGCGGAUCCACACCAGUGAGAAGACCUUUACCUGCUCUGAGUGUGGCAAGAGCUUCAAGCACAAAGUCAGCCUAGUGUCCCACCAGAACAUCCACAGCGGCAAGAAGCCCUUUACAUGUACUGAAUGUGGCAAGAGCUUCUACCACAAAGUCAGCCUCAUCUCCCACCAGCGCAUCCACAAUGGUGAAAAGCCCUUUGCCUGCACUGAGUGUGGCAAGAGCUUCUACCACAAAGUCAGCCUGGUCAACCACCAGCGCAUGCACACUGGCGAAGAACCUUUUGCCUGCCCUGAGUGUAAAAAGAGCUUCUACCACAAAAGUAGCCUCCUAUAUCACCAGCGCAUCCACACUGGAGAGAAGCCCUACACCUGCUCAGACUGUGGCAAGAGCUUCAUGCGAAAAUUCCAACUUGUCAACCAUCAUUGCACCCACAUCAGUCAGUGAGACUCUGCCUGGGGAUGCAGUGUUCUGUUGCCGGUGGAGCACCUGGGAAAAAUGACUCUGUUCACCAGUAUGGUUAGAUGGUCAUAGUCUCUUUUAUUUCCGUGAUGCAGAGACUUAUAUGCUUUUUAGCAAGAGGCGUGCUCCACUAAGAUUGGUUACAUAUAGAGGGUACAGGGUUACAUGUGAAGCAUGGAUAGGGUAAUAUACCAUAACAAUCUGAGGGUCAGCCUCUGGGGCUGGCUAACUCUGCCCACAUGCAGCCUACACUCCACCCCCUGCAGCUGCAUGUGGGGGGUGCUAUCCAGCGCCUGGUAUCUUAGCUCCCAAGAUGGACUCAAGGACGCAGGUUGCUCAUGUUUAUCAUUUCAUGUCCUGUUGGCAAGAAAUUCUCCAACAUUCUGUCUCUCCUGUGUCAGAGUAUGGAGAAAGAUUCCCCACACAGUGUAGGAUAGUUUUUUCUCACAUGUGCUGUUUUCUUUGGUUAGUAUGUAAGCUUAAGCAUAAAUAAGUCUUAAAGGCGAGAGAGUGGCACUGGUGGAGGGAGUUUGAAAGACCCCAGACUAUGUGCACAGGUGCAGGUGUCCAAACACUUUGAUGCGUCCUGUACCAUGAACCAGUAAUGAGUGGGAGAAAUAAUUGUCUUAGGUAAGCGUGACUUCGUAAAAGCUUGUGCAUAAAGAACCGUGAAAAGUGUGCCUGAUGGCCAUGGGACCUCCAGGCGUGAUGCCUCCCUGUGCCUUAUUCAGCACUAAAUGAAAAGAAAUGCU
This is a messenger RNA of Pogoniulus pusillus (Red-fronted tinkerbird), 5469 nucleotides long. Its product is annotated as zinc finger protein 850-like. The coding region runs from base 110 to 4702 and encodes 1530 amino acids. Gene Ontology annotation, molecular function: RNA polymerase II cis-regulatory region sequence-specific DNA binding; DNA-binding transcription factor activity, RNA polymerase II-specific. Gene Ontology annotation, biological process: regulation of transcription by RNA polymerase II. NCBI's taxonomy places the organism in Eukaryota, Metazoa, Chordata, Aves, Piciformes, Lybiidae. The record is from RefSeq and is a predicted model, not a curated record. The transcript has 12 exons.